Molecule: messenger RNA, 4903 nt
Organism: Myxocyprinus asiaticus (Chinese sucker)
Lineage: Eukaryota; Metazoa; Chordata; Actinopteri; Cypriniformes; Catostomidae
Product: PDZ domain-containing protein GIPC1-like
Exons: 6
Coding region: 1893-2639 (248 amino acids)
Molecular function (GO): protein binding
Source: RefSeq, a predicted model, not a curated record
CAGCCCCACGGGUCGCAUUGAGGGCUUCAGCAAUGUGAGUGAACUCUAUGCCAAGAUAGGAGAGGCCUUUGGGAUUCCUCCGUCAGAGGAAAACCAACAAAAAAAGGCUUUAUAUAUUAAAUAACCAUGUGAUGGGGUGGGCGAUAUAAGCAAAAAUAAUAUAGCAAUAUUCUUUAUUUAUUUUUGUUUGAAAAAGAUAGCCGAACGUAGCAAAAUGGUAUGUCUAUUGCAAUUAAAAAAAACCUGAUCAAUAGAUCAAGAAUUUAUUACAAAUAUUUGAUCUGUUUUAUCUGCUCUUCAUCCGCCAUAUAGAGCGCAACAGUCUGGUUCCGAAAGUAAAAAUCCCAUGAAAUUUUCCAUUGAUGAAUUUGAUUUUCAAUGUUAACUUAUAAAUCUGUAAAGACAGACCUACCAUGAGCUCCGAGGUUGUUCAUCGAUGGUAUAUGCAUUUGUUAUUGCGUUUAUUUCAACUUCAUUGUAAAAAAAUCGUGUUUAAUAGUGGAAUUCCUGGUGAACAACUACACUACCCAUAAUCCUGAAGAGAGAUCACCAAUCAGAGAACCACAGCCAAACAAGUCCAGCAGCGAGUGGCCACUUCCAUGACGCACUGUGAAUGACGCAGUCGAGUCGGUCUCCCUGCACCCUCAAAUUACAUAUACACUGGUGGCCAAAAGUUUGGAUUAAUGUACAGAUUUAGCUCUUAUGGAAAGAAAUUGGUACUUUUAUUCACCAAAGUGGCAUUCAACUGAUCACAGUGUAUAGUCAGAACAUUAAUAAUGUGAAAAAUGACUAUUACAAUUUGAAAAAAAAAACUUAAACUACUUCAAAGAGUUCUCAUCAAAAAAUCCUCCAUGUGCAGCAAUGACAGAUUUGCAGAUACUUGGCAUUCUAGCUGUCAGUUUGUCCAGAUAUGGGAAAAAUACUUCCAGAACCCAGACAGCUGAAAAAGUGAGCGGGCUCUGUUGCACUUUCAAAUCUCUACCGGUUGACACUUUAUAUUGUUGCCACCAUAUAUCUCCAUAUCGCCCAGCCCUGCUUGCAUACUACACAUAAAUAUGAACGUGAACAUGGUAUUGAACGUAUUUAAUUACAUAACAAAUGGAAACUGAAAACAAUCAAUGUAUUAUAAAUAUAAUACCGGUGUUAAAUGCAUUGAAUACCAUAGGAAACACAUAUGGGUUAUAUAAGACCUACAUAUGCAUUCAAGGGGUAGUGAUGCAAAUUGUCUUUAAAUUAAAAAAAGUCAGUUCACAUGAUAGAAGACACCUUCACUAAGGAAUACCUGGAGUGGCAGAAAAGACCACUUCAUGUGAAAAAUUAUGUCUUAAAAACUAGACGCUGGGUCAUUUUUGACCCGCAUGUGUUCUAGGGUUAAAGGAAUGUUCCGGUUUCAAUACAAGUUUAGCUGCCGAGGUAAAUUUUUUUUGUGACAUAACGUUGAUUUCCACAAAAAUACUUUCGACUCUUCCUUUUAUUUAAAAUAAAAAUAAAAAAUGUAAAUAACGGUUACAGUAAGGCACUUACAAUGGAAGUAAAUGGGGCCAGUCCAUAAAUAUAUAUAGUUAAUGGCUGUAAUUGCCCAUUUAUUGGCAUAGAUUUGCAAAUUGCCCAUAUCUAGCCCUAUGUCAUGGAACACCUGGAAAUAUCCAAGAAUUUUAAAAUUGUGAUCACCAGGCCAGGAAAAUGAAUUCUGUCACAAAAAAAAAAAAAAGAAAAGAAAAGAAAAACACGGAAAUGUAACGAAAAUUUCUGUUGAGAAUAUUUAUUUCUAGUUAGGCUCAGCUCUAAAAUAUUUCAUAGAUGGGAAAUUGCUCUUUUUGAGUGCAAUCUCUAUAAAAGGAUUUUAAAAAUACAGUAUAUCUAUACAGUAAUCACGAGCAACUGGAAAAGUCAUGGAAAAUGUAUGGAAAUACCUACGUUUCCAUUCUCAGGUAAUGUUUUGCACACUUAACACUCACAAAGUGGACAUGGACAAACUUUUGGGUGGCCAGAUUGGAUUGGAGGACUUUAUAUUUGCUCAUGUGAAGGGCCAGAGGAAAGAGGUGGAGGUCUUUAAAGGAGAGGAUGCACUUGGGCUCACCAUCACUGACAAUGGUGCUGGAUAUGCCUUCAUUAAGAGAAUAAGAGAAGGCAGCAUUAUUUAUCAGAUCCAGGUCAUCAGUGUGGGCGACAUGAUCGAGUCAAUCAACGGGCAGAUACUCAUUGGCUGUCGCCAUUAUGAGGUAGCCAAAAUGCUGAAGGAAUUGCCCAAAGGGAAAACCUUUGUCCUGAAGAUGGUGGAACCUAUGAAGGCUUUUGACAUGAUCAGUCAGCGUUCGGGGAGCAAGUCAGACUCUGCUCAGUUAGGAACAGGUAGAGGAACUCUGCGACUGAGAUCAAAAGGACCAGCCACCGUAGAGGAGCUGCCCUCAGCGUUUGAAGAAAAAGCCAUUGAAAAAGUCGAUGACCUUUUAGAGAGCUACAUGGGCAUAAGAGACAGUGAACUCGCUGCUACAAUGGUGGAGCUCGGAAAGGACAAAAAGAACCCGGAUGAGUUUGCCGAAGCUUUGGAUGAGACUCUGGGUGACUUUGCAUUUCCAGAUGAAUUUGUGUUUGAUGUGUGGGGUGCCAUAGGCGAUGCAAAGGUUGGUCGCGUGUAAUUCUUGAAAUGGUCAUUCUAGGAAACGCUCCUUUUAAGAACACUAUAUAAUUUGUUUUCAGAUUGUUAAUUUAUGGGAGCAUUCUCUGGGAUGCUUUUAAGAACGCUGGAGCUACUUCUCUUUAGGCCUUUAGUUUCACAUUUUCUGUCAUAUUUUAGCUGGAGACACAAUCAAGACACUAUAUUGAAUGCAUUUAAAAAAACAUGUACUCAGAGUUGAAGUUGAGCCUUAUCAUUUAAAUGAAAUGACUUUCUAGUAGGAUAUUAAGUAUUAAGACAAUGAGACUUUUGAUGACAUUUAACCCAUGCAGAUGAGAGAUGUAUUAGAUGAUUAUUCUGUUUUUUACUGUGACUUUUAAUUUGCACUGUGUUGCCCGACGCUGUAUAAAUUGUAUAGUAUGGCACAGCUCGCAGAACGCACACAGAGGCGAUGCUGGUCUGCACUGUUGUGUCCUCCACUGUGUGGACCUGCCCUGUCCCAUGCCAGAGUUACAGACCAUUUGUGUUAUCAACAACACUAUAUAAUGAUUCCCUAAAGCAUGUGUUGUCUAAUGAUGUAUUCAAAGUGAUUCAAAGGAUUCAAAAUGGCAUUGAAGUUGUUGCAAUGAAUUGAAAAUUGAAUGGGACAGUUUUCAAGUGACCUCCAGUGCUUUACAUUCCCAAUUCUGUGACUUUCAGAAUGAAAUCGCUCUUAUUUUUAAAGAGUAAAAGAAAUGGGGAAAGAAAACAUAAAACGUCAGUUUUACUUUUUGGAGCGUGGUGAACUAACGCUGAAUGCCAAACAUAAGGAAAUCUUUUUUCCAAUCAAAUCAGUAUUCAGGUAUCAUGAAGUAUUACAAACAGUAUUUCAUCUGUUACAGUAUUUAUCAUUUAUCAGGAAUGAUUGAGAUAAUAUGAAGGGCUUACAAGUAGGACUGGGUGAUGUACUAGCUAUAAAAGAUAUAUAACUCGAUAUUUUACAAACUUUAGACGAUUUGUUUUAUAUCAAUAUUUUUAUAAGGUUUUUUUUUUAAUCAGUGGAACAAAACAACCAUUGUAACCAAGUAGAUUCAAAAUGUUUAAUAUUAGAAUUACAACACAACAAAAAUCUAGUUUGAAAUGAUCAAUGCCCAUUUUCUACAAAAUGAACCAGCGGAAGACUGACAUUUAAUCGUUUUCAUUUAUUUUACACACCAAUAUAAAAACAAUACAUGGUAAUAUUUACCUGUGUAUAUAUUUUUACUAACACGCGUAGACUUCCAUGAAGAUUUUUGAAUGAUGAAAUUAUUAUUUUUCUAAUCAGAUUUAUUUUUAAUGGUUCAUAGAAACAAACAGUUUAAACUCUUUCACAGAAAUGAAUCGAGCUUUUCAGCUCUAAUGCUACGGAUCUUUGCUACAGAUGUUCUAAUCAGAAAUACUGUUAAAACAUCUGUAUUGACACUCGCAAACUAGCGAGUUGUGAGUGGAUGGGGGCUCACAGACUGCACUUAAUGACACACUUUUUAGGAAUUAAUGGCCACAUAAAAAGCACAUAAGUGUUUCAUUUUAAAUUCAUUGGCAGCAAAAUGAUAGUGAAGAUAUUCAAAAUUUCAUCCAGCCCUAUUUACAAGUGAAUAGUAAGUGGUGUGUAUAUAGUGUUGAUGUAUUUUGUGUUUUACACUACAGCCAGUAAGCAUUCCCAAGAUACAGAGUAAUGCAAUGCAAAUAUGAUCAAACAUGCACUGAACACAUAGUUUAUAAAGAUAGUGGAACUGAUAUAUGAUUACUCUUUUUCAGUUUAACACUGUAGUUAAGUAUUCCACAUAUGUAAAACGUUUGAAAUGCAAAAAACAUCAUGUGAUUGCAAAAACUUCAUGCUUUAUAUAUAUUUUUUUAUUAUUUAGCAAAGUUUAUUUUCUUCUGGAUUAAAUAAAUGAAUGUUUAAAGGACCGGAGGAAAAAAACAUUAAAAUGUUUUGAUGUUACAUUCUACAUACUGUAAAGCUAUCAGUGUAGUUUGAAUAUAGCUCUCUUGUGGUUGAUUUCUUUUGACACUUUUAUCAUUUGAUGCUUUUUGAACAUAUUAAGAUAAACAUCGCUGUUUUUAAGACUUAAUAGUUUACACUGAUGAUGUAAUGGUUUUGAUGGUUUCAAGUUACACUGUCUCAGACUACCUUCAAAUGCAGUAAUCAUAAACGUCAGUAUAAGUCUGUUAUAGCUGUUUUUUUAAUGGGCAGAAAUGUUAUUGCACAUAAUUGUUAUUUGUUAGACCAAUUUCUCAACAAUAUUAAAAUAAACUAAAUAAUAA